CAAGUACUCCGUGACCAAUGCUGUACAGCUCGAAUAUCGAAGAGGUGGAGCCACAAUGAGGGCGUUCGCAGCGCUAGCUUUGAGAAACAUUCAGUUGGAACUAAAUCUGUUUCAAGCUCAAGAGAAUGAAUUGGCGAAGCUGGUAACAGGCAGGUCUCGAUUCAGUCGUGCACGGUCGAGUGUUGAAAAAAGCGGGAGGGAAAGUGAGAGGUUCGCAUGUUGUUAUUCAACUUCGACGUGGGUGUCAAACGUAAUUUCGAUUUCGGCAGUACACGUCUGUAAAGGAAGAACUACUGUCUGUAAAAUGCAAUAUGGAGUCAUUCUUAGAAUUGUUUGAUCCGGAUAAUAAGAAUGACCAGAAUGAUACAUGGAAUAACCCAGAGAUUGAAGGAAAUCGAAUAUCAAAUUGUGAAAAUUCAUGUAUCAAUGAUGAUCACGAGGAAAGACUACCACCAGAACCUGAACAAGGUAAUAUUGAAUAUAAACUGAAGCUGAUAAAUCCAUCUAGUCAGCGAUUUGAGCACCUCGUAACGCAAAUGAAAUGGCGCCUUAGAGAAGGUCAUGGUGAAGCUAUUUAUCAAAUUGGUGUAGAAGAUAAUGGAAAAUUAACAGGUCUAACAAGAGAGGAUAUGAAAGCAUCAUUAAAAACACUAAAUGAUAUGGCUGCUAGAUUAGGUGCAACAACAAGUAUAUUACGUAAAAGAAUUGCCAAUUCUAAAAAUAAAGAUAUGUCAAUACACAGUAAUAAAGAGGAAAGACAGGUAGCAGAAGUUUUAGUAAAAAAGUUAAGAAAAGGGGAUGGAGAAGAUCAGGAUAGUAUCAUUGAUUUGAGACUUGCUGUCACUGGUGCACAGGAUGCUGGAAAAUCAACUCUCUUAGGUGUAUUAACCCAGGGUGAACUAGAUAAUGGUAGAGGGAGAGCAAGGUUAAAUAUGUUGCGUCACCUUCACGAAAUAAAAACAGGUCGUACAUCAUCAAUAUCGCAUGAAAUUAUAGGCUUCGACAAUGAGGGACAUGUUCUAAAUUAUAGGGAAAUGGCAACUGCAGAAGAAAUAUGCGAACAUGCGACAAAAGUUGUUACAUUUAUAGAUUUAGCCGGACAUCGCAAGUAUUUAAGGACUACGGUACUUGGUCUCACAGGAUAUUCACCUCAUCAUGUAAUGUUAGUCGUAGCACCACCUAUGAAUGAAGCAUCACAAGAACAUAUGGCAUUAUGUCUCACAUUGGGACUUCCAUUUUUUAUAGUUGUAAACAAAAUUGAUCUUGGGUUUUAUAGUAUACCCGGCACAAUAAACCAGUUAGAGAAUGCUAUUAACGCACAAGGAUAUUCUAAACAUUUAAUGAUGUAUAAUAACGGUCAAAUGUCAUGGAAUUAUGAAUCGGAUAUAAUACCAGUUUUUAAUGUGAGUUGCGUUACUGGGGAGGGUUUGGAAGAAUUAACUAAUUUCAUCAAGAAUUUGUCACCAUAUGACGUCAAUUCUACCGAUUCAGAUUCUGAAUCAUGUCUGUUUCAAAUUGAUGAAACCUUUAGAGUAGCAGGUUUGAACGAACCUGUUUUGGGAGGAUUGCUUGUAAAAGGAGUAAUCGCUCCUGGAACUCGUUUAUUAGUAGGUCCUUUACCAGACGGUGAAUUCACUCCCGUUAAGGUCGUUAGUUUACAUCGUAACAAAGCUCCAUGUUGUUUAGUAAGAGCAUCUCAGAGUGCUAGUUUAACAUUAGCACCGCCAACAAAUCGAAGUCCUCCUUUACCUCAUUUACGACCUGGAAUGGUUUUGAUAUCACUAUGGGACCAGCCACAUGCAACACUUUUCUUCCAAGCAACCGUGUUAAUAGUGUAUCAUGCAACUGCAAUAUUUUCUGGUUUUCAAACAACUAUACACGUAGGAAAUGUAAGACAAACGUGUAUCAUUGAGGGAAUAAUGGACGCAAAAGACAGAGGUUUACAAACAAACGAUACAGCGUCCGUUCUGUUUAGAUUUGUUAAUCAUCCAGAAUAUUUACAUGUCGGUAUGCGACUACUAUUGCGAGAGGGUCGUACUAAAGGAAUUGGUAAAAUAACACAAAUAUUUCCAUUAAUUGGUCAACAGAGCAGUAUGCAAUAAUUUACAUCAAAUUUUGCGCGUUAAAAGUAUUAAAAUGUUUAAAAAGUUUAUAAAAAAAUCUAGUUAUUUAAACGUUAGAUAUAUUUACGUCA
Molecule: messenger RNA, 2194 nt
Organism: Eufriesea mexicana
Lineage: Eukaryota; Metazoa; Arthropoda; Insecta; Hymenoptera; Apidae
Product: GTP-binding protein 2
Exons: 8
Coding region: 312-2102 (596 amino acids)
Biological process (GO): translational elongation
Molecular function (GO): translation elongation factor activity; GTP binding; GTPase activity
Source: RefSeq, a predicted model, not a curated record